UCAAUAAUUUAAUAAAAAGAUGACUGUAUUAGUUGUAGGCACUGUUGCUACGGUUGCCACUUGUGGUGCGGCCGCUCCUUUAGCAGCCGGUGCGGCCACAGGUGUCGGUACAACUGUGGUGGGAACGGGAGCUGCUGCGGCUGGAGCCGCGGCUGCAACCGGUACCGGAGCAGCAGCCGUUGUUGGAGGUACGGGAGCCGCUGCUGCUGUGUCCACAGUUGGUGCAGGAGGCGCCGUGGCCACCGGUGGUCUAACUACAGGAGCCAUUCUAUCGGGUCCAAUAGGUUGGGCUAUAUUGGGCGCCAACAUUGAACAAUCCAAUUCGGGAUCUGUCCACCAUUACUACAGUUAUGACUGCUGGAAGGCCAUAGUUCGUGAUACGAGUGCCCAACCGUCUAGUGGUAAACUGUUAAGAGAUGUGCUGCGAGACAGUCGAGUACUGAACUACACCUUUGAGUAUAGACAGGGAGGACAGGGAGCUGAUAAUGAUGACUAUGUGACCGGUAUCAAGGUUGAAAAUGUGUGGCAUGAUCAGUUUCAUAUUAAUUUUCUACAUGUGCCCGGUCAUGGUCUAGCUGUUCAUGCUAAUAAAAUUUAAAUUUUAUCAAUUAUAUUAUUAU
Molecule: messenger RNA, 620 nt
Organism: Oppia nitens
Lineage: Eukaryota; Metazoa; Arthropoda; Arachnida; Sarcoptiformes; Oppiidae
Exons: 2
Coding region: 20-598 (192 amino acids)
Source: RefSeq, a predicted model, not a curated record